CUCUGAGAGUGUUACAUCUCCCUGAAAGAGAGAUCAGCAGUGCAAGCAUGGCAUUUCUGACAGCAGUCCUGUACUUAGGUUUCGCAUGCAUAUCACAAGGAUUGCCCACCUGGCCAGAUAGAGUAGAGAGCAGGAAUCCUCUCUUCGGAUCCAGAGUGGCGUUAAACCUCCCAAGCCUACUGGAUGGAAACAGACAUCAUAGAGAUAUGAGAUAUCCUUUAUAUAUGAUGCAGCUGUACCAGAAUCUUGUCACGGGAAAUGAUACAGGUCUUGCCAAUCGGCCAAACACUGCCACGAAGGAAUAUGAUACCGUUCUGAGUCUCUUUGCAAAAAAGUGCACCGAAAGUGAGAACCGUUGGACACUGUCUUUUGACAUGUCGGCUGUCUCCCGGAGUAAUGAACUGAAGUUGGCAGAACUAAGAAUUCUACUUCCUCACACUGAACCAUCACACAAUAUUACCAUGGAUAUGUACCACAGUAGGGAUGGUGAAGACAAUCUCUACCUGGGAUCAUUUAAUGCAAACCCUCCUUCUACCAAAGGCUCACCAUGGAAAGUUUUUAACGUAACCAAGAUCCUACAGCCUUAUUUCAAGGAAAGAAGGGAUAUUGAUAGUGAACACCUAAAAGCAAAGGAAAGGGCAGAGAGAGGCUCAGGUAUGAGCAAUGCAGAGUUCAUAGAUGCCCCAGGUCCUUCCCAACAAUACAAUCCUCAUCAAACAUCUGUCCCUACAUACCUCAAUACCAAGGGAGUCAUGCUAGUGUUGUUUACUAAAGUCAAGUCCUCUGCCAACCAUAUUGGCUUUCCCAGCCUCAUCAAGACAGCAGAGUCAUCCAAAUACGUUGACAUAGAGAAAGCUAGUAGAGUGCCUGGUAUUAGGAGACACAGAAGGAACAGGAAUGAAAACCAUCACUUAUCAAUAGGAAGCAUCCCUUCCAGGCAUGUCGAAAAUGGGAAACCUCUUUGUAGGAGAGUGGACAUGAUUGUGGACUUUGAGGACAUUGGAUGGAGCAGCUGGAUUGUCUACCCAAAAAAGUACAAUGCUUAUAGAUGCGAGGGAGCUUGUCCAAUUCCACUAAAUGAGACCUUCAAACCAACAAACCAUGCCUAUAUGAAAAGUGUGGUCAAGUUGUACCAACCCGAACGAGUGGAGUGUCCAUUGUGCGUCCCGGUGAAGAUGAGCCCACUCUCCAUGUUGUAUUAUGAGGGAGAUGAGGUUGUUUUGAGGCACCACCAAGAGAUGAUUGUAGAGGAAUGUGGGUGCAGUUAAUGAUUUUACUGGCCUACAAAACAAUAGCUGCCAUUUAUAUCUAAUAAUCCCUUCUGCAAAAAAAUGUGUGUAAAUGUGUAUGUAGAUAUGUAAAUAAUUGAGAUGUAUAUUUGGUAUUUAUUCAUGGUAGGGAUAAGCAAAUUAAAUAUUUGUGUCAAAUUAAAGUAUGUGUAUUGAAACAUUUGUAUUAUGUUUGCUGUUUUGAUAAGUUAUGCCUUGGCUUUGUUGCAAUAAACUAUAAAACAUA
Xenopus laevis (African clawed frog) is the source of this 1515-nucleotide messenger RNA. RefSeq names its product nodal homolog 1 L homeolog (gene nodal1.L). Gene Ontology annotation, molecular function: growth factor activity; cytokine activity. The record is from RefSeq and is marked provisional. Gene Ontology annotation, cellular component: extracellular region. Lineage: Eukaryota; Metazoa; Chordata; Amphibia; Anura; Pipidae. Gene Ontology annotation, biological process: tissue morphogenesis; animal gross anatomical part developmental process; gastrulation.